UGAAGUAAGUUUUCUGCUGCUACCACCUCCCUUGGACAUCAGACUCCAGCUUCAGUAGCCUUUGAACACAGACUUGCAGCAGCUCUUUUCUACAUACUAGAAGGUUGGUAAACGUUGGACAAGUGAGCAAACAAGAGUAAGCGCGGUUUAUAUUACCGUGUGUAUUCUAACGAGGACCUUCGGUACCUUAACAAAGAGUGACUAGUGUGACCCUUCCAGGGCCUAAGAGGCCACACACAAUGGGGUAUUUUCUGCCAGGGCUACUGUGAAUAUUGUCUCACACCAUGCUGACAAAGCCUAAGGGUCUUGGAGCUUGGAGAGAGGCUCUGUGGUUGCGAGCUGCCUUCCAGGCCUCCUUGGAGCUGAAAUUUCUUGUGACCACUCUGGGGGCUGAGGCUUGUUGCUUCACAGUUCACCUCCAUAUGACUCCCAGGAGACAGAAAAGAAACCAGACAGCAUGAUGCAUGAAUUCUGGAUUAUCUGGCAUUUUGUCAACCCAUGGCCUCCAUUCUGUAGCUCUUAAGCAACCAACUCCUCUUGACUGUCCUAGAGAAGAUCACAGGAAGAGAAGCUGAAGAGAAAGGCUUUCCCAAGGCAUGACCCGGUUCAGAUGAAGGCAGAUUUCAUAACUGCUGCUCACAUGUAGCUAAAGUGCCCAUGGUCGUGGCCCACAACGACCUUCUGAAUCACCAAAGAAAGCUAAGUGGAGCUUUUAUGGGGGAGAGGAGUAAUGAGCUGUCUCCUGAGGUCCCUUUUAACCCACACAGUCUUGGCACUGAAUUGCAUCAAACUUUUUUAUGAAGCAAUAGUUGGAUUUCACACCUGUAUAAGAAUUUCACACUGCGCUUUCACUGUGAAGAGUAUUGCGUUGUAGUCAAAUUGUUUAAAUCUCAGUCAUUUCUGAGGAAUACCAUCUUCAUAAAGAAAAGCCUAAUUGCAUACCUCCCCUGUUCUAAUGUGACAGCACAGACUUCUACCUGCUCUGCAGGGUAAAGGCCGGGAUUGAGCUGCUGGGAGGUGGAGGCAGUUAGAGCCAUUGGCCAUUCCGAACCAGUGAGGCAGAUAGCACCUGCUGCUCCUGUGGAGGUUGCUGACCCAUCUGUCUGCCCGAUGUGCACAGGCCAGUUCCGCAAGGGCUCCCCACUCAGCGUGGCUUCUCUGUUAUGCAGACCAGGCCACCUCAAAGCUGCUUGCAAACUUUCCACUGAGUGCUGAGCCAGCUGCAGCUUCCUGCUCUGUCGAGAGUUCUCCCAGAUCCCAAUCAAAGCACAAAGAAUUGAUCUGUUAGAUUAACCAGGAAGGAAGGAGCGGGAGAGUGAGCUCAGGAGGUUGUAGGGCUGAGUGUUUUCUGUGUAGCAGGCCCCUCCCUUCUGACUGGAGUAUUAAUUGCUACAUUACCGCUCCCAUGUAGGAAAGACAGUCAGCAAAGCCUGGGAGGGCUCCAGCUCCUCCCUUUCUGCUCUGCUCAAUUUCACUCUCAUCAUCUGUUCUCUCGGAGCGCCUGGUGCCCUGGCAGUGCUGUCCCAGCCCUGGCUGUCCAAGGUCCUCCUGUGGUGAGGACUUGAGUGGACAGCAGCAGAAGGUGGAGAGAGGGAGGGAAGAUUUGCCCUGCAGGCUUUCCGGAUGCAGAAGCUGGACUUGCUGCAGAGGCAGCUGUGCUGUUCCCGGAGCUUGGCUUCUAGGGUGCACCCAUCUCUCAGGGUUCGCCUAAGCAAGCUCCAAGUUCCAGGAGCACUCAAGGUGGGUGCUGUCCUUUUUGGGUGCUGACAGCAAAGCCUGUCACUUUCUGCCACCAUGAGCGGCUGCUCCAAGAGAUGCAAGCUUGGAUUUGUGAAAUUUGCUCAGACCAUUUUUAAGCUCAUCACUGGGACCCUCAGCAAAGAUAAGAUUGAAGAUGAGCUGGAGAUGACCAUGGUUUGCCACCGACCUGAGGGACUGGAGCAACUUGAGGCCCAGACCAACUUCACCAAGAGAGAGCUGCAAGUCCUUUACCGUGGCUUCAAAAAUGAGUGUCCCAGUGGUGCAGUCAAUGAAGAAACAUUCAAGCAGAUCUACGCUCAGUUUUUCCCUCAUGGAGAUGCCAGCACCUAUGCCCAUUACCUCUUCAAUGCCUUCGACACCACCCAGACAGGCUCUGUGAAGUUCGAGGAUUUUGUAACUGCUCUGUCGAUUUUACUGAGAGGAACAGUCCAUGAGAAACUAAGGUGGACAUUUAAUUUGUAUGAUAUCAAUAAAGAUGGAUACAUAAACAAAGAGGAAAUGAUGGACAUUGUCAAAGCCAUCUAUGAUAUGAUGGGGAAAUACACAUAUCCUGUGCUCAAAGAGGAUACUCCAAGGCAGCACGUGGAUGUUUUCUUCCAGAAAAUGGACAAAAAUAAGGAUGGCAUUGUGACUUUAGAUGAAUUUCUUGAAUCCUGUCAGGAGGAUGACAACAUUAUGAGAUCUCUCCAGCUGUUCCAAAAUGUCAUGUAACUGGGAACCCUCGGCCCCUCAGCUCUCAGAGACAUUGUACCUUAAUACCUUGAUCUGCCCUUGUUCUGAUUUUACACACCAACUCUUGGGACAAAAACACCUUUUACACUUUGGAAGAAAUCCCUGCUGAAGACUUUCUAUGAAACCCAGCAUCCCAUGGCUCAAUCUCUGAUCUCCAACUCUUCCUUCUCCCUCCUCUUGAGAGAGACAAAAUUUGAGUUUAUUUUGGAAGCAUGCCGAUCUCUUCAAACUGCUGCUCUAUGGAAGGUCCCUCUGCUUGAGCUUAAACAGUAGUACACAGUUUCCUGCUUAUGUGCCCCCAGCCCACUGCCUCCACAUGGAGCAGACUUUGAUGAAUUUGGAAGCCAGAGGACCUGAGCCAAAUGCACACCAUCCUCUGAUGGCCUCCCAAACCCAAUGUGCCUGUUUCCCUUCCUUUGUGGGAAGAAAGAGUGUUACACAGAACAAUUAAAAUCUACCAUGACUAGACUGGGGGAGGUAGCACCUAAACAUGUAGAAUAGGACUGAAUUACUAAGCAUGGCAUUGUCUGAUGACCUAAACUGACCACGUCAUUCAUUUCCAGAGGCAAGGACUAAUAAUUUUCCUGCACUAGCAUCUAUGCUAGUAGUGCAAGUCUCCUAACAUGCCCAGGAAGAGAGCCAUUGCCCAGUGGUCUACAACUCCUCUCCAUCCCCUGCUCAAGCGCAUCACUGCAUGUUCCUCCCAAAAAGUCCAGAAUGCCUGCAAAUUGCUGUAAUUUUUUACCAUGUUCUAAUCAAUAAAUAGAAUUAUUUCUUACACUCUCAA
This is a messenger RNA of Heterocephalus glaber (naked mole-rat), 3280 nucleotides long. It is a transcript of the gene Kcnip1, whose product is annotated as potassium voltage-gated channel interacting protein 1. Gene Ontology annotation, biological process: regulation of potassium ion transmembrane transport. Gene Ontology annotation, molecular function: potassium channel regulator activity; transmembrane transporter binding; calcium ion binding. The record is from RefSeq and is a predicted model, not a curated record. Gene Ontology annotation, cellular component: voltage-gated potassium channel complex. Lineage: Eukaryota; Metazoa; Chordata; Mammalia; Rodentia; Bathyergidae.